AUGACUAUCCAAAUACCUACAGCUACCCUAAAUAACGGAAUUGAAAUCCCCCUUCUGGCUUUUGGUGCAGGCACCAUCUGGAACAAGCCCCGCGUCAAAAGACUCACUGGUAUUGAUCUUCCCGAAAUUAACCAAGCAACCGUGACCAUAGUUCUCGAAGCUCUUCGUUCUGGUCACAGACACAUUGAUACGGCCGAAGUUUACGAGACCGAGACCGAAGUUGGACUUGCAAUCGCCCAGUUUUUACAGGAAACACCAGGCAUUUCGCGCAAAGAUCUCUUUGUCACAACAAAGAUCUUCAAACAUGCAUCUGACCCUGCGGCUGCUCUCGACGCAUCGCUCAAAAGACUCGGACUCGAAUAUGUGGACUUGUACCUCAUCCACAAACCAGAACUCGAACGCUUUGGAACUUCUGUUAAUCAGGUCUGGCCCAAGCUUGAGGAGGCUUACCGCGCUGGUAAGACCCGUGCAAUUGGUGUGUCCAACUUUUCAACAGAGCAGCUCGACAACUUGGUAUCAUUUGCUCAAAUUAAACCAGCCGUCAAUCAGAUUGAACACCACCCAUAUUUCCAAGAACGUACCCCAGGGAUUGUAGAAUAUGCAAAAACCCACGGAAUUUUACUGGAAGCCUUUGGGCCUUUGGGUGCUAUCACUCUUCCAGAUUACGCAACGGCUCCUCUAACGCCAAUUUUGGACCGCCUUGCUGCCAAGUAUCACAAAACUCCGGCCCAAAUCUCGUUGCGAUGGACGGUCCAAAAUGGCAUUUUGCCUGUUACCACGACCUCUCGGCCCGAGCGUGUGGCUGGCCCGCUUCACAUCUUUGACUUUGAGUUAACUUCGGCAGAAGUAGCUGAGAUUUCGCAAGUCGGACAAUCCUUUGCGUACCGCAAGUUUGUGACACUUACCAAGGAGCUUGAGGAAGCACAGUACGGGAGUGGGAAAUAA
Molecule: messenger RNA, 945 nt
Organism: Magnusiomyces paraingens
Lineage: Eukaryota; Fungi; Ascomycota; Dipodascomycetes; Dipodascales; Dipodascaceae
Exons: 1
Coding region: 1-945 (314 amino acids)
Molecular function (GO): oxidoreductase activity, acting on NAD(P)H as acceptor
Source: RefSeq, a predicted model, not a curated record